Nezara viridula (southern green stink bug) is the source of this 1236-nucleotide messenger RNA. The record is from the annotation of a GenBank genome assembly. NCBI's taxonomy places the organism in Eukaryota, Metazoa, Arthropoda, Insecta, Hemiptera, Pentatomidae.
AUGGACUGUCUUCCUGUAGCUUAUAAUUUUGAUAGCUAUGUAAGGACAAUUCUUGACUUACUGAAGAAAUGGGCUUGGUUGUUCCAGUAUAAAAAUGUAGAUUUAUUGGAAUCAGGAGUUUUAGAUUCUCCUGAAGCUUCAUAUCUGUCAUUGAUCAGUGACCUGCAGUUAGAGGAUUUAAAUCUUGUACCUCAAGGAUUUAUGAAAUAUGUAUGGCCUGGAGAUCUUAAGAUGUUUCUGAGAAGUUGCCACGAAUUAAAGCUUGUUAUUCCCAAAAUGGAGACUCCUUCUUCGAAAAUUAAUGUGGCUUUAUUCCGUGGGAUGAAGAUGAAGAAAAGAAAAGAAGUUAUUGCACUCUCACAUGUGGUAUCGGAGACUUGCAUGAAAUAUGGGAUCAGACGUGUUGUGGACAUCGGUUGUGGACUUGGACAUGUCGACCGAAUCCUCCAUCACACAUAUGGCUUCAAAGUGCUAGGAAUCGAAAUGGAUGUUAACAAAGUAAAACGUGCCAAAGAGAUAGAUUGCUUUAUCGAUUAUAUAGUGGCUCGACUAUCAGAAGAAACAUUGUCCCAAUUAGUAUCAACUAUUAACGAUUGGCUUGGUGGAGAACAAAUGUGCUUAAUAGCUCUUCAUUCUUGUGGUGAUUUGAGCAUUCAUGUGGGAGCUUUAUUCAAAGCUCUGUCAACAGCUAAAUGUCAAAUUGUAAUUCCAUGCUGCUAUCAUCGCUCAAAUUUAUUACCUUUGUCAAAAUUAUUAAAAGAAAGUGGAUUAGUUAAUGUUAAUCUGCUUCGAAUUGCAUCGGAUAUAAAUGCUAAGCGCUGGGAGCAAAUGACUUCUGAGGAGCAUAUGGCUCAUGGGCGCAGUGUAUUGUCCAGAAAUAUCAUGCAGCUUUUUCCUCAAACUGAUAAAAAUAGUAUCAAGAAAAACCGUCGCCAUCUUAUGAGAAAGUCUGCAACAAACGACUGGAAUUCUUGCUUGCAAAACUGCUUAGAGCGUAGCUCUGGUUUGAAUGCAGAGAAAUUGCAAACUGAUUGGAAUAGCUACGAGUGGAGAAUCAGGCAGGUUGAAUCUUUUACUUGCCUUCAAGUUUGUCUCCAAGGAGUUGCAGAAGGUCUGGUUAUUGCUGAUAUUUUGAAUCAUACCUUCGGUCAACAAAACUUUCAUUUCAAGCUUUUAAAACUGCUUGAUGAUGUAACAUCGCCGAGAUCAACUGCUAUUAUAGGGACUCGAUUGUGA